Messenger RNA from Tauraco erythrolophus (red-crested turaco), 3003 nucleotides. NCBI's taxonomy places the organism in Eukaryota, Metazoa, Chordata, Aves, Musophagiformes, Musophagidae. The record is from RefSeq and is a predicted model, not a curated record.
CUUGCAAAAUCGGAUACUACAAGGCUCUCUCGACAGAUGUUGCUUGUGCCAAAUGCCCGCCUCACAGCUACUCCAUCUGGGAAGGCUCUACCUCCUGCACCUGUGAUCGGGGCUUUUUCCGAGCUGAAAAUGAUGCUGCCUCCAUGCCCUGCACUCGCCCUCCGUCUGCUCCCCAGAACCUGAUUUCCAAUGUCAACGAGACAUCAGUGAACUUGGAGUGGAGUCCCCCCCAGAACAAAGGUGGUCGGGAAGACAUCUCCUACAACGUGGUAUGCAAGAGGUGUGGUGCCGGUGACCUCAGCCGCUGCCGGUCGUGUGGCAGCGGUGUGCACUUCAGCCCACAGCAGAACGGCUUGCAAACCACCAAAGUCUCUAUCACUGACCUCCUGGCACACACCAACUACACCUUUGAAGUCUGGGCGGUGAAUGGAGUGUCCAAGCAAAAUCCCAGCCAGGACCAAGCUGUGUCAGUCACUGUGACAACUAACCAAGCGGCUCCGUCCCCAAUUGCUUUAAUCCAGGCUAAAGAGAUAACAAGGCACAGCGUUGCCUUGGCUUGGCUGGAACCUGACAGGCCAAAUGGAGUCAUCUUGGAGUAUGAAGUCAAAUACUAUGAAAAGGACCAAAAUGAGCGCAGCUACCGCAUUGUGAAGACAGCCUCCAGGAAUACUGACAUCAAAGGCUUGAACCCCCUGACUUCAUAUGUAUUUCACGUGCGGGCCAGGACAGCAGCAGGAUAUGGAGACUUCAGUGGACCGUUUGAGUUCACAACUAACACAGUUCCUUCCCCCAUCAUUGGCGAUGGUACCAAUCCCACAGUGCUUCUUGUUUCGGUGGCUGGCAGUGUUGUUCUUGUGGUCAUUCUCAUUGCAGCCUUUGUCAUCAGCAGGAGGCGCAGUAAGUACAGUAAGGCUAAGCAAGAGGCAGAUGAGGAGAAACAUUUGAACCAAGGUGUUAGAACAUAUGUGGAUCCCUUUACAUAUGAAGAUCCAAACCAAGCUGUGAGGGAAUUUGCCAAAGAAAUUGAUGCCUCCUGCAUAAAGAUUGAAAAAGUUAUUGGUGUGGGAGAAUUUGGUGAAGUAUGCAGUGGACGUCUCAAAGUACCAGGAAAAAGAGAGAUCUGUGUUGCUAUCAAGACUCUAAAAGCUGGUUACACUGAUAAACAGAGGAGAGACUUCCUGAGUGAGGCCAGCAUCAUGGGACAAUUUGACCACCCCAAUAUCAUCCACUUGGAAGGUGUAGUUACUAAAUGUAAACCGGUAAUGAUCAUAACUGAGUACAUGGAGAACGGCUCCUUGGAUGCCUUCCUCAGGAAGAAUGAUGGCAGAUUUACAGUCAUCCAGUUGGUGGGGAUGCUUCGUGGCAUUGGCUCAGGAAUGAAGUAUCUGUCUGACAUGAGCUAUGUGCAUCGGGAUCUAGCUGCUCGAAACAUACUAGUCAACAGCAACUUGGUCUGCAAAGUGUCUGACUUUGGCAUGUCCCGAGUCCUGGAGGAUGACCCCGAAGCAGCUUAUACCACACGGGGUGGCAAGAUCCCCAUCAGGUGGACUGCACCAGAGGCAAUUGCCUACCGUAAAUUUACAUCAGCUAGUGAUGUGUGGAGCUAUGGCAUCGUCAUGUGGGAAGUUAUGUCCUAUGGAGAAAGACCUUACUGGGAUAUGUCCAAUCAAGAUGUUAUUAAAGCCAUUGAAGAAGGGUAUCGGCUGCCACCCCCGAUGGACUGUCCCAUUGCUCUCCAUCAGCUGAUGUUAGACUGCUGGCAGAAGGAACGCAGUGACAGGCCUAAAUUUGGACAGAUCGUCAACAUGUUGGACAAACUCAUCCGCAACCCCAACAGCUUGAAGAGGACGGGCAGCGAGAGCUCCAGACCUAGCACAGCCCUGCUGGAUCCCAGCUCCCCGGAGUUCUCGGCGGUUGUUUCUGUCGGUGACUGGCUAAAAGCCAUUAAAAUGGAGCGAUACAAGGAUAACUUCACAGCUGCUGGCUAUACCACCCUAGAGGCCGUGGUGCAUAUGAACCAGGAUGACCUGGCAAGGAUCGGGAUCACUGCCAUCGCGCACCAGAACAAGAUCCUGAGCAGCGUUCAAGCAAUGCGCACCCAAAUGCAACAGAUGCACGGCAGGAUGGUUCCCGUCUGAGCCAGUACUGAAUAAACUCAAAACUCUUGAAAUUAGUUUACCUCAUCCAUGCACUUUAAUUGAAGAACUGCACUUUUUUUACUUCGUCUCCUCGCCCGUCGAAAUAAAGAUCUGCAGCAUUGCUUGAUGUACAGAUUGCGGAAACCAAGUGUGUGUGUUGGGAGGGGGGCCUCCAGAAAUGACAAGCCGUCAUUUUAAACCAGACCUGGAACAAAUUGUUUCUUGGAACAUACUUCUCUGUUGAUCAACGAUAUGUAAAAUACAUGUAUCUAUAUAAAUAUAAAGUCACGUUCAAGUUUUGAUGCUAUGUUUGCUGCCAGAUACUGUGCUUGAAAAACAAAAACAAAAUUACUUUCCUUCUCCCUAUGACCUGUAGGAUUACAACCAUAGUGUUUUCUUUGUGGGUGAAACCACUGUUGUGCAUCUUUCACUGGAAUGAAGAUCUGCCCUAGGAUAUUUUUUGCAGACUUGAUGCAUCACUAAUACCUUGCAGAAACCUCAGUGAGAAUAUCAUUUGGCUAAUCAGUGCCUGCCGAUUAGCGAUCUACCCGUUUAUGGGCUUGAGACAUGAAACGACCCACCUCGUGGAUUACUGGGCAAAACUGGACUUCUGGGGAGAUUAUUGGCUGUUGUUGUGCAGUACUGAAGCCUACCACUUAAAGACGUUUUGUGAACAUCUUGCCAGUAGUCAGCUGUGACAAUCGUGGCUGUGGAGCUUUCAGACUUCUUUUCUCUUUCAAUAAGUGAUUCCCUUCACCACACAGAGAAGGGAAAUUAAAUUUUGCUUUCACGACCUCAUAGCUCGUCCUGUUGAUCAUGUUGACCAUGGAGGAACACAGACUGGACUUGAAGCCUUCUGGAUCCA